Homarus americanus (American lobster) is the source of this 6583-nucleotide messenger RNA. RefSeq names its product toll-like receptor Tollo. The transcript is spliced from 2 exons. The coding region runs from base 1 to 4326 and encodes 1441 amino acids. The record is from RefSeq and is a predicted model, not a curated record. Lineage: Eukaryota; Metazoa; Arthropoda; Malacostraca; Decapoda; Nephropidae. Gene Ontology annotation, molecular function: protein binding. Gene Ontology annotation, biological process: signal transduction.
AUGGGUUCAGUGGGUUCUGGGGUGGGUCUGGUGGCUCCUCGGGUGGGCUGGGUGGGUUCAGUGGGUCUUGGGAUGGGUAUGGUCGCUCCUGGGGUGGGCUUGGUGGGUUCUGGGGUGGGCUUGGUGCGUUCUGGGGUGGGCUUGGGUGUGGAGGGCCUGGAGGAGCUCACCAUCAGGAGAUGUAAGCUGGACAGUCUGGUGCCCGGGUCGCUGGACGGCCUGAGUCGUCUACAGAGGCUGGAAGUGACGACCCACAACGGGGAGUGGGCUGCGUUGGCGAUGGAGGUGGUGGAGGGGUCGUUGCCGCUGCCCCUGGAGCGAGUCUCCCUCGCCCACAACAACAUCUGGACACUGCCACCCAGGGCCUUGUGUGGUCCCGCCGCCCUCCACCACCUCAACCUCUCCCAUAACCGCCUUCAGGACGUGCUGGAGCUGGGGUUCUCAGACCAGGUGAUGCUGGACGCCCAGGCUCUCAACAUGUCUAAUACGAGUUUCAGUGAUCAGUUUUCAGGGUUUCUUAAUGUCAACGAGGAAGUGACUGGAGAUGACGGGUGCGGCCACGCCCUCCAGGAACUGAUCCUGGACCACAAUGAUCUUGUGCGGCUUCCUCCACGCAGUUUCCGCGCCCUGGGCGGGCUCAGGGAGCUUUAUAUUCGUAAUAAUGAUGUCCGACUCAUAGCCAGUGAAGCCUUUAGAGGAAUGGCAGCCUUACAAGUGCUCUAUUUAUCUAAUAAUCAUAUUAUCGCGCUACAGAACGGGACUUUCUUUGAGAACGUAGCCUUAGAGAGGAUUUACCUCAACAAUAACUCACUCAGUGCACUCAAUUCGGGUGUGCUCCAGGGCCUGCAAGGGCUACAGGUGGUGGACCUCUCACAUAAUAAACUCAACUUGGACACCAGCCACGAGGACCUAUUCAAGGGUCUGCGUCGGCUGGUCAUCCUUGACCUGUCUCACAACGCUCUCUCCACCAUCACCCAACUCCUCCUCCGUGAUCUGACCUCCCUACAGCGUCUCGACCUCUCUCACAACAGCAUCGAGAGCCUCGAGGAUGAUAGCUUUACCUCCCUCUCGAACCUCUACGCCCUCGACCUCUCCCACAACCUGAUCCUCAGCCUGAAAGAAGGUGGUUUGAGAGGACUGGUGGGGAUGAGUCUCCUCCACUUGACCAACAAUUCUCUCAUAGAAAUCCACCCUCACGCCCUUCACCACAGCUCCAACCUGAAGGAGGUGUUCCUUGGAAACAACCACUUGCAGGCGAUUCCCACCGCUUUAGAAAACCUUUCCUUCUUAAAGGCUUUAGAUGUGAGUAGGAACGACAUCGUUAGCAUCCAGCCAUUCCUUUUUGGCGGCUUGGGCAACCUGGAGACUCUUAAUGUGAGCUACAAUAAGAUGAAUGGCAUCUCUCAGGGAUCAUUUGCUGGACUUGUUUCUCUGGAGACUUUAGACAUGAGGGAUAAUCAGUUAAGGGCAGUGAGUGAAGGAUCCUUCGACGGGGUCCCCAGUGUGCGCCACCUCACGCUGGCCAGGAACGAGUUGACCGACAUCAAUGGUGUGUUCGCCGGCCUGGAGCACCUAGAGAGUCUAGACUUGUCUUACAACAACAUCCGUAUGUUUGACUACGCCUUCAUCCCCAGGCAGCUUAUUAAGCUGGAUUUAAAGAAUAACAAAAUUGAACAGCUUGGUAACUUCUUCAAGGUUCAGAGCGUCUUGACGUUAGAAAUUCUCGACGCCAGUUAUAAUGGCAUCACGAGACUGACAGAAGUCUCACUCCCCAACACUAUCAGGAAAGUUAUUUUGCACAAUAAUAACAUAAGUCGCGUUCUGCCAAACACAUUCCGGGAUAAAUUAAAUUUACAAGACAUUGACUUCCGGUUGAACGCCAUACAGAGACUUAACCCCAAGUCUAUUAGUGUUCGAGGCACCAUCGGUAACCACAUCAACGCGCGGGUGUCCUUGGCUGGCAACCCGUUUGUGUGUGACUGUGAGAUGGAAUGGCUAUACGGGUCGUCAGGGACUACCAUUACUACCCCAGAAGCAACCGAGGUCAUUUAUCUUCAGCCUCGAGUCGAAGAUCUUGCUCAGGUAACUUGUACUCUCACACAUUCUCGAGGAGGAACGUCCAUCUCGAUUCGUAUCUUGGACACGUCCCCGGAGAACUACCUCUGCCCUUAUGCUACCCACUGCUUCGCCCUCUGCCACUGUUGUGACUUCAUAGCCUGUGACUGUCAAAUGAAGUGUCCUGACGCUUGUUCUUGCUUCCACGAUGACACUUGGUCCAUGAACCUGGUGGACUGUUCAGGGGGACAACUGGACCGCCUCCCAGACCGUGUACCGAUGGAUGCGACGGUGGUGCUCCUGGACGGCAACAACCUUCAGGUACUUCACGCCCACCACUUCAUCGGUCGUCACAGCAUCCAGCAACUCUUCCUCAAUAGUUCCCAGAUUCAGACACUUCAGAACCGUACCUUCCACGGCCUCACGUCCCUGCGCACACUACACCUGCAGGAUAACAUGAUCGUACAGUUAAAUGGUUUUGAGUUCUUUGGUCUUCAUCGUCUCAAAGAACUUUACCUCCAAAAUAACCGCCUCUCUUUUGUCAACAACGCCACCUUCCUGAGCCUGAAGAGCUUAGAGGUGUUGAGACUAGAUAACAACUUUAUCAUAGACUUCCCUGUUUGGCUCCUGAGUAACAACCGCUAUUUAACCAGCGUCUCUCUGGCCAACAACCCCUGGGACUGUGACUGUCAGUUUGUUGAGUCUCUGAGGGAGUGGGAGACCCUGCAGCCGUACCUCCUGCUGGACCCCGAGGAAGUCUUCUGCGUGCACAGUGAGUCGGGCGUGGUGGGUCCCAGUAUAGUGUUGCCAGAGUUCUCCUGCACCAAGGGGCAAGAGAGAGUCACACAGUACCAGUUUGGUCAGAGGCAGUUACCCUUCCUGGCGGGGGGUCUGUGUGGGGGUGUGGCCCUCAUCAGUGCGUUGGUGGUGGUGGCCAUGCUGGUGGCCCGAAGGAGGGCUGCUGCCGCCAACAAGCUGGCCAUGAGUAGCCCCCCGCUUUACUGCCAGGAGGAGGACGGGAAGGUUUUUGACGCUUACAUCAGCUACAGUGCCAGUGAUGCCAGCUACGUGCGUGACGUCAUAGCGACUAAGCUGGAGAACAGCUGCCCCAGCUAUAAACUCUGCCUUCACUCCAGGGACUUCAGCGAGAACAGUCGUCUCUCAGAGUUCAUCACACAGUCGCUCAACUUCAGCAGAAGAACCAUCGUCGUGCUCUCCAAGAACUACGUCGACAACGAGUGGAAAAAUGCCAUAUUCAAGAAAGCUCACGUCGAUGGGUUGAAGGAGAAUGACAUGAACAUUAUUGCCAUAUAUUAUGACAAUGUUUCCUAUUCCUCUUUUGAUGCCGAGUUAAAGGCAGUGAUAAGAAAAUGUUCAAAGCUGCGGUGGGGCGACAAGAACUUCUGGAAGAAGUUAGCGGAAAUGAUGCCUCAGAGGCAGACCUACACUGGCCUGCCAGUGUACGUGUCCGACAACUCGUACAAGUCCUCGACGCUGCCGUCCCUGGUGCCCCCGUCGUCUCUACCACUCCCAUCCUCCUCCUCCGUCCUCACAUCCACCACUGGCCUCACCACGCCCUCGGAGAUCGACCGUAGGGCUUCAUACUUGCCGGAGGCCCCGGCGACGUAUAAGGCGCCGCCACCACCUCGGCCGUGUUACUCCCCUCCUUCGUGUGAUUACAUCGUGAUGCAGGGACGAGAUUGUCAAGACCCACAGUGCACCUGCCGCCAUCACUCACACGCCGCCUACACUUACGUCGACGGCGAUAACUCGUCGCUUCAUACAUACACUUCCCUCGAGCCUUUCACCGGCUCCAGCCCUCACCACCCCCCCACCUACUUUUCCCGACCUCACUCUCCCAAGAGUAACAAUUACAGCGUCAUUGACGCCCCCAUCAGGAGGACUGUCAAGGCCAGCAAACGGAAGAAGAAGCGACCAAUGAGCCAGACAUGUCCACCUACCACUAGUGAGGAGGUGGUGGACGAGCACGGUGACCCUCAGGACCCCGCCAGUACCCAGCCUUCCAUCGGCACCUUCCGCCGCACCAAGAGUCUCCGGGUGACACACGGCGCCGCCGCCGGGGAGAGGCAGAGCGACUACUCCACUGAUCACUCCAGUGACCGCUCCAGUGGCAGGUCCUAUGACCACUCAGUCACCUCUGCUGGUGGAGGCGCAGGUGGAGGGCUGGAACCCACAAACAACACCCUGUACAUGGGUCUGACAGACUCCCCGCCAGACCCCGGCCUCAACACCGAGGAGUGUUUCGUCUAGUCCAUAUGUGGAGUACAGUAUAUUGUUUGUUGCUGUGAAGUGAAGGCAGUGAUAGAUGUUCCCGGAUAAUGUAUUGGUAGGAUGUGAUAGAUCGUGGUAGUGUUGUAACCCAUGUUUACUACCUGCGUCAGGAGGUCACCUGGACGUACGUGGCUCCUGUGUCGUGCAGGAGCCUCCCCUGGCGAGAGCCUCAACACCUUACAGGGAGUGAGACGUUAGAGGCUCGUCUCGCAGACAUUAUCACAGAGUACUAACCGUCCCGUUCAUUGUAAGUCACCAGUGAUUGCAUAACAUUGUAUUUCAUAAUCUCAGAUUUUUGUUUUAUAUAUCUUGGGAGAUGUGUUUCAGUAUUACACGAGGAAGUGAGUGUCUCAGAAGCUGUCAUAACUUUGUUGAAAUACACACCCGGCGCGGGGUCUGCCACCGCCGCCGCCACACUCACUCACCAGCUGCCACCGGCGGCUAAACUAACUGCAACAUUGUCCCAAGUUGCUCACUAACAACACGUAUUCACUAGACAUGUUGAAGCUACAGACGACACCAACAGGAAGAAAAAACCCGCAGCUCGUAGUUCAGUGUCACGGUACAGGGAGACGAUGCCUAUGUCAACACCCUCCCUUCCUCCCUCUCUCCCUGUCGUCCUUCUUCUCUUAGUGUGACUGUCUCUAGUCGUCUCAGUCAGUCAGUUCAGACAGUCACCUCAGCCGAUCAUCUCAGCUAGUCAACCUAACCAUCACCUGUACCCACCUGUAUUUUGAUUACUAAAUUGAACCCAUUUGUAUUCACCUGUAUUAUACUGUAAUAUACCUGGCCCUUCUGUAAGCCUGUGACCUGUACGUAUCUUUAUCAAACUAUACCUCUCUCUCUCUCUCUCUCUCUCUCUCUCUCUCUCUCUCUCUCUCUCUCUCUCUCUCACGCUUUUUCCCCACUAGUUAUUUAUACAGGGAGGGUGUGAGGUGGUGGUGUAUGAGGGAGAGAGUUAUACAUUCUUCACACUCUCCCUCUCUCUCCCUCACCUCCAACUGAAUAAUUUUACACUUGUUGAUUCUUCAGACCAGGCACAAGGUCCAUACGUCUGUCUGUCUGUCUGUCUGUGAAUUUUUUUUUCUGUUUUUCCUUAGGGUAGAAAUGUUAUGUAAUUUUGACCAUUCCUGUAUUUUGAGUACAAGAUGUUAUGUAGUUUUUGGCUUUUUUAUGAGUACAGAUGUUAUGUAAUUUUGUAUUUUUGCUGUAAUUAUCCCGAUAGAUCUGUUAUUAAAUUAUGCCUCUUCUCCUUUCCUCUUCUCUUCCUUUGCCUCUUCUCCUUUUUUAUCUUUCUUCUUUCGACUUGGUGAGUGUAUGUAUGUAUGUCCGGCACAACACGCACACGAGGUUAAAAUAUAAAGACAGACAUAAACACGUGUACUGUGCGUAUUAACAUGUGGGAUACUGACACACACACACACACACACACACACACACACACACACACACACAGAUCACUGCCAAUUAAGUUUUAAAAAUCACUUUUAGUUUUGCCGGCAAUUAUAUCCUUAUUUAAUGCAACAUACAUACAUACAUAUAUCCAUACAUACAUACAUACAUACAUACAUACAUACAUACAUACAUACAUACAUAAAACAAAACAACACACACAACAAAACACACCCAAACAGAACACAACACACCCAAACACAACACAACACAACACAACACAACACAAUACAACAACUAAAACAAUAUCUCGUCUCUAAGGUUUAAUGAAAUGGCACUCGGGAUAUACAGGCACUUCAGAUUUGCCGGCACUUUCAUCAGUCCCAGCUCCUGUGAUGAGUCUAUCCUAGCGUCAGGAGGCGGGGGAGUAGGGCCUCUAACACCUCCCUGCAGAAGGACGUCUUAGGAGCCGCCAGGAUGACUUGGCUGGGUCUUUCAUUCACACGGUUCCUUUUGCCCCCCGGUGUUGAGUCCGACUGUUUGAGGGUCAUCUUGCCUCUCUCUCUCGCUCUCUCUGUCUCUCUCUCUCUCUCUCUCUCUCUCUCUCUCUCUCUCUCUCUCUCUCUCUCUCUCUCUCUCUCUCUCUCUCUCUCUCUCUCUGUCUUUGUUACUAACCCAAACAUUUUCUUAUUUAUCAACAUCCUCUUCCUCCUCCUCCUCCUCCCUCUCCUCCUCCUCCUCCUCCUCUUAUUCCUCCUUCUAAAAAUAUCAAUAAAUAAAAAAAUCCAAAUGCAGAUUCUCGCUUAUGGUUAAAAAUAUUCAACUGAUUCCUUUAGUAUUCCUC